This is a messenger RNA of Euleptes europaea (tarantolino), 1988 nucleotides long. RefSeq names its product peroxisomal biogenesis factor 5 (gene PEX5). Gene Ontology annotation, molecular function: protein binding. The transcript is spliced from 15 exons. Gene Ontology annotation, cellular component: peroxisomal membrane; cytosol. Bases 4 to 1941 code for a protein of 645 amino acids. The record is from RefSeq and is a predicted model, not a curated record. Gene Ontology annotation, biological process: protein import into peroxisome matrix, docking. Lineage: Eukaryota; Metazoa; Chordata; Lepidosauria; Squamata; Sphaerodactylidae.
GCCAUGGCGAUGAGGGAGCUGGUGGAAGCGGAGUGCGGGGGCUCCAACCCCCUGAUGAAGCUAGCUGGCCACUUCACCCAAGACAAAGGCCUGCAGCAGGAGGGGCUCCGGGGACCCCUGGCGUGGCCCCCCGCGGCUCCGGCACAUGAGGGGGUGUCUAAACCUCUUGGAAGAGCCUCAGAAGAUGAGCUGGUGGCGGAAUUCCUUCAAGAGCAGAAUGGCCCGCUGUUGUCUCGCGCCCCACAGACGUUCAAGAUGGACGAUCUCUUGGCUGAGAUGCAGGAGAUUGAGCAGUCCAGUUUUCGGCAGGCCCCUCAAAGAGCUCCAGGGGUGGCGGCCCUGGCUCUGUCGGAGAACUGGGCGCAGGAGUUCCUUGACGCUGCUGACAGUACGGUUGACGUUGCGGCGGAUUAUAAUGAAGCUGACUGGUCUCAGGAAUUCAUCGCGGAGGUUACAGAUCCCUUAUCGGAGUCGCCUGCCAAGUGGGCGGAGGAAUAUUUGGAGCAGUCAGAGGAGAAGUUGUGGUUGGGCGAAUCGGAAGACCAAACGCUGGCCGAUAAAUGGUACGAGGAAUACCAGCCUGAAGAUGACCUUAAGAAAACAGCCAACGAUUUUCUGGCAAAAGUGGACGACCCCAAACUGAGUAAUUCUGAGUUCCUAAAGUUUGUCCGCCAGAUUGGAGACGGGCGGGUGUCCAUCGAGGCCAACCAAGUGACCAUUGCCCCCAGAGACCAGGAUCAGGCAGAGCAAUGGGCAACUGAGUUUAUACAGCAGCAGAAUGCGUCUGAAGCCUGGGUUGAUCAGUUCACGCACGCCGGGGACACGUCGGGCCUGGACGCCGAGUUCGAGCAAGCCAAGACGGCUGUGGAGUCGGAUGUGGAUUUCUGGGACAAACUGCAGGCCGAGUGGGAGGAGAUGGCCAAGCGGGACGCAGAGGCCCACCCUUGGCUGACGGAUUACGAGGACCUCGCCAGCUCCUCUUACGACAAGGGAUACCAGUUUGAAGAAGAUAACCCGGUCCGUGACCACCCACGUGCCUUUGAAGAAGGCCUGAAAUGCUUGAAGCAAGGGGACCUUCCCAACGCCGUGCAGUUCUUUGAGGCUGCGGUGCAGCAGAAUCCUGAGCAUAUGGAGGCCUGGCAGUACCUGGGAACGACGCAAGCAGAGAAUGAACAAGAACUUGCAGCGAUCAGCGCUCUCAGGCGGUGUCUGGAGCUGAGCCCUGCAAAUCUCACGGCGCUCAUGGCUCUGGCGGUCAGCUUCACCAACGAGUCGCUGCAGAAGCAGGCCUGUGAAACUCUGCGUGACUGGCUGCGUCACAAGCCGGCCUACGCUCACCUGGUGGGGAAGGAGCCUCCAGGAGAAAGCCAGGGCCUUGGGCCUUCCAGACGUAUCCUGGGUUCCCUCUUAACGGACUCACUCUUUGUCGAAGUGAAGGAGCUGUUCUUGGCAGCGGUGAGAAGCAACACCUCCACCGUGGACCCCGACGUGCAGUGUGGCCUGGGCGUUCUCUUCAACCUGAGCGGCGAGUAUGAGAAGGCCGUGGACUGCUUCACCGCGGCGCUGAGUGCACGCCCAAACGACCACCUCCUGUGGAACAAGCUGGGUGCCACCUUGGCCAACGGGAACCAGAGCGAGGAAGCCGUCGCAGCGUACAGGCGGGCCCUGGAACUACAGCCGGGCUACAUCCGCUCCCGUUACAACCUGGGCAUCAGCUGUAUCAAUCUCGGAGCUCACAGAGAGGCCGUGGAGCACUUCCUGGAGGCCUUGCACAUGCAGCAGAAGAGCCGGGGGCCCCGAGGGCAGCAGGGCGCCAUGUCCGACAACAUAUGGAGCACCCUGCGCAUGGCCCUGUCCAUGCUGGGCCAGAGCGAUCUCUACUCGGCGGCGGACUCCCGAGACCUCCCGGCCUUGCUGCAGGCUUUCGGCCUCCAGCAAUGACUCUGGGACGGGCUCCCCUGCGAGUGCGGGACGGGCCCUUACCAACG